Messenger RNA from Andrographis paniculata, 1679 nucleotides. Its product is annotated as calcium-dependent protein kinase 24-like. Gene Ontology annotation, biological process: intracellular signal transduction; protein autophosphorylation; peptidyl-serine phosphorylation. Gene Ontology annotation, molecular function: calmodulin binding; calcium/calmodulin-dependent protein kinase activity; calcium-dependent protein serine/threonine kinase activity. The coding region runs from base 1 to 1602 and encodes 533 amino acids. Lineage: Eukaryota; Viridiplantae; Streptophyta; Magnoliopsida; Lamiales; Acanthaceae. The transcript has 8 exons. Gene Ontology annotation, cellular component: nucleus; cytoplasm. The record is from RefSeq and is a predicted model, not a curated record.
AUGGGAAUCUGCAUUUCCCUCGCCCGUAGAUCGCCCUUCUCCCGCAACAAACGCCCUAACAAUCAUACUCAAAAAUGCAACCUCAAGAACCCGAACCGCAACAAGCUCCGGUCAUCCUUCAACGUGCUCAAAAAUCCCUACCAAAAUGACAUCUCGGAGAGGUAUGAGCUGGGGAAGGAGAUGGGGAGGGGGGAGUUCGGGGUGACAUACCGGUGCCGCGACCGCGAGACGGGAGAGAGCGCGGCGUGCAAGAAGAUAUCCAAGAGCAAGCUGAAGACGUACGUCGACAUGGAGGACGUUAGGCGGGAGGUGGAGAUCAUGAAACGCCUGCCUAAGCAUCCCAACAUCGUGGCCUACAAAGACGCCUACGAGGAUAAGGACGCAAUAUAUCUUAUUAUGGAGCUCUGCCAGGGCGGAGAGCUCUUCGACAGGAUUGUUAAGAGAGGGCAUUACAGCGAGCGCGCCGCAGCCGCCGCCAUCAAGACGAUGCUCGAGGUCGUCAAGGUUUGCCACGAGCAUGGCGUUAUGCAUAGAGAUCUUAAGCCGGAGAACUUCUUAUAUGCAGACAACACUGAAACCGCCCCUCUAAAGGCUAUCGACUUUGGCCUUUCUAUAUUCUUCAAACCAGGUCAAAGGUUUAAUGAAUUAGUAGGAAGCCCAUACUACAUGGCCCCUGAAGUCCUAAGGCGCAACUAUGGACCAGAAUGUGAUGUUUGGAGCAUUGGUGUCAUUCUCUACAUCCUCUUAUGUGGUGUUCCUCCUUUCUGGGCAGAAGCUGAAGAGGGAAUAGCUCGCGCCAUCGUGCGAGGCCGGAUUGAUUUCAGAAGGGAUCCGUGGCCUAAAAUCAGUGAAGACGCCAAGAACCUUAUCCGAGGCAUGCUGCAGCAGAACCCGUCUCAACGUCUCACUGUCGAUCAAGUCUUAGCAAGCGAAUGGAUACAGCUUGCGGACAGUGCACCGGACAUUUCUCUGGGCGAGGGCGUCCAGGCUAGAAUCAAGCAGUUCUCCUUGAUGAACAAGUUCAAGAAGAAGGUUCUUGGAAUAGUAGCAGGAAACUUGCCUGAUGAACAAGUGAAGGGGAUCAAGCAAAUGUUCCUGAUGAUGGACACAGACAAAAAUGGAAACUUGGAUUUCCAGGAGCUCAAGGACGGUCUGCGUAUGUUGGGACAAUCUGUUCCGGACCAUGAUGUUCAGUUACUAUUCGAGGCUGUGGAUAUGGAUGGGAAUGGGAGACUCGACUGUGAAGAGUUUAUGACGCUAGCUGUGCACAUGAAAAAAAUCAUGGUCGGAAGCGAGGAGCUUCUGCGACAAGCCUUCCUGCACUUCGACAAGAACAACAAUGGAUACAUUGAGUUCGACGAGCUGCAGGAGUGCCUGGAAGGCGACCAUUUAGACGCCAACUAUCAUCAAGUCCUACACGACAUUAUAGGCGAUGCAGACCUCGACAAAGAUGGGCGUAUCAGUUAUCCUGAGUUUAAGGCGAUGAUGACGACUGGGACAGACUGGAAGAUGAGUUCAAGGCAGUACUCAAGGGAAAUGCUCAGCGCUCUAAGCUUCAAGCUAUUCAAGGACAGUACUAGACCUUCAGUUGAUGCGAAAUAAUUCGAUUCCAAUUUUCAUUUCUAUACAUAUGCCUGUUUCUACACUCAAUGCAAUAGCAGAUUUAAGAGAAGGGAAUC